This is a messenger RNA of Cydia splendana, 537 nucleotides long. RefSeq lists its product as uncharacterized. Lineage: Eukaryota; Metazoa; Arthropoda; Insecta; Lepidoptera; Tortricidae. The coding region runs from base 75 to 491 and encodes 138 amino acids. The transcript has 3 exons. The record is from RefSeq and is a predicted model, not a curated record.
UAUAUUCAUAUAUAAGGAGGGGGCGAGAUGGUCAUAGCAUCAGUUGCUCGGUGUCUUUUGGCUAUUAUACCAACAUGAAAUCUUUCGCUUGCGUCAUCCUCCUCGCGGCCGCCGCUAUGGCCGCUCCCGGCACACAGGGUCAGCGCGACAAGCGCGGGUACCUGUCCGGCUACCACCACGACUACAGCCUGGAUUACGCGCCCGCCGUCUCCUACAGCCUGCACGAGCCGCUCCACAGCCUGAGCAUCGCGCCGGCGCGUAAGAUCGUCUCUUACGACAAGGUCGUGCAUGAGCCUAAGAUCGUGGAGGUGAAGAAAAUAGUCUCCGUCCCGAAGGUGGUGACCGUGCCCAGGGUGGUCUCCGUCUCCAAGAUCGUAGAGGAGCCCCAGAUCUCCUACAGCAGCAUCGGAUCCCACAGCAGCUUUGGAUCCUACGGGAGCAUUGGAUCCAUCGGAUCCCACGGUAACAUCGGAUCUCACGGCUGGUGGUGAACAACCAACUAAUUAUAGGACAAUUUAAUAUAUUACGUUUAAUUUA